Molecule: messenger RNA, 839 nt
Organism: [Torrubiella] hemipterigena
Lineage: Eukaryota; Fungi; Ascomycota; Sordariomycetes; Hypocreales; Clavicipitaceae
Source: the annotation of a GenBank genome assembly
UUGCAUUAACCGACCAACUCGGCCAGCUACAAUCCUUUGCGACAGAGGCUCGUAGCUUUAAAUUUUAUUCACAAUGGCGGACACAGCGCAGGCACCUGCGAGAAAGCAGCAGGAUCUCCAAUCGCAGUACACAAAUUACAAAAACACGCUCCAGACAUUAGCGCAAAAGAUCGGUGAUAUCGAACAGGAGGCCGAAGAACACAAGUACGUAUCACCUUGCGCUGGCUCGCUGCUGGCGUGGUGAACCGCUGCCGCGAGGGGCAGUAGACACUGUUCAGCGUGGUGCGUGAUGUUUGGAACAUAUGAAGCUAAUUACACCGAUUCCAGGCUGGUGCUAGAGACAUUAGAGCCCCUUUCAGAAGAUCGGAAAUGCUUCCGCCUUAUCAAUGGUGUCCUGGUCGAGCGAACAGUGAAGGAGGUUGUGCCCGCACUCAAGACCAACCAAGACGGCCUGAAGAAGGUCCUGGAUGACCUGGUGAAGCAAUACAAGACAAAACAAGACGAUUUAGACAAGUGGAAGAAAAAGAACAACGUCCAAGUUGUGCAGCAGUAGUUUCGACCCUGAAAAAAAAACAAAAAGUUUAAAGCCAAGGCGUGAUAUACCCUACCCGUUCGUCUCUCUGUGAUACUGUUUAAUUAAUUGUGGUUUUGACGCUCGCUUAAAAGGUCGUGUGGAAGCGUAGAGGCUACAUUGCGAUAGAGCAACUACGACUUCGAUUCCCAACAUAUUUAUAGACUUAGACUAACAGAAGAUCAAAUCACUACAUGAAAAAAUAUUUCAAGAAAUUUGAAAAGCUGAUUCUAUAACCUCCUGUAUGGUCGAUAUCGUUUUAACGUAA